AUGACUUCUCCGGAGCCUUUGCGUACAAAAACACCCGACUUCGAACAUCUCGUCUCCAGGCUCAAGCAUCUUGACCCCCUCAUCCUCCCCCACCACCGCGCCACCGACGAGGCACCCCCACGUACACCUGACAACAACUCCAGCACGAUGGCCAUAGGGGACAACCAUACCAGAGUAUAUCCUACCCCUCCCCGGUCCCCACGCGCCUUCACACUCGAUCCAGCCUUUUCCUACUACCCAUACACCCUCAAGGAACGCCGUGGCAGGGCUGACGAGAACGGGGAAGACGAAGUCUCGCCGGUUGUCACAGACUCCUUCGCGCCACGCACUUCGAUACUCGAGUCUUCGCCCAGCACGUCGUCUGUCUCCGCCACCUCUUCUUCGUCUCCGCCAACCUCCAUGUCGGCCUCUGUAGUCUCAUCUGGGUCUGCAAGUUCGCUUUCAAGCGCAAAUGUCAGCGAAUUUGAUCCUGUGGCGUCCCGGUUAGCCGCCUUCAACCUGGCUCGCUCAUCCUUUGAGGCGUUUGUAGCCUCACAAUCACGAGUCGUGAGACUCUACGACCUCCCACCAUCAGCAGAACGCUUUCUGUCUGCCGUGUUCGCGCCACAGCAUCAAACCUAUUCACGAGAUCAACGGCAUUGUUCCAGUGGCGCUAUUCCUACGCCUGUAUCGAUGUGGACAUUACGGAGCGGCGCCCUCGGAGAUCGUCCCGAAAGUGUGUGGGCAGUAUUUGGGUCCCAUGAGGAGGCACGCGCAACGCUCUCGCUCUCAGGAUCAUCAGCAAUGUCAGUGGCACCGGCCCUCGAACGCGAUUUGGAGCCGUUCCACCAGCUGCAGUGCUUCGUAUUGCAUACCGAAGAACCCACCCAGAAUCAGGAUCAUAUGCGCAACUCUGUGGGUGGUUUGGGUUACAGUCCUGGCAUUGAAGGCGGUAUGGGCGGCUCAGAAUACCAGAUCUCGAGCAACCCACCGAACCCCAGGACCAGUUUCAGGUUGGGCGAUUGGAUAUGUCCAUCCUCCAAGUGCGCUGCGCACAAUUUUGGACGUAACAUCCUCUGCAUCGGCUGCGGAACAUCGCGAGUAGGCGCCACUAACGAAGCUUUAUCUUCCACUACGGUCUACCAGACGAUGGGCGGACCCCAGUCGCAUUCGACGCGCCCAGCUCCUUCCCCCCGUUUCUCCUCCUUCCCCUCAUCUCCGGUUGCAGCAACAUCCACGAACCCAAUGCUGACUCUAAACGCGUAUGGGAACACGGCAGCGCUGAAUACGUCGUCUCUCUCGGCUCAUUCACCCGCAUACACACCAAACUUGCUCUCUCCCUCGCCUUGUUCAUCCUCAUCUUCCCCCGCCACGCCCUCCUCAGCAUCGACCUCGUUCAGUUUCCUCCCCCAGUUGUCCAACCCCCAGCAGCACUCAUUCGCACCGCACAGCAAAUCUAGCCACCAACAACGCCCCCAGCACUCUCCCUCGCAAUUCCCGCACCAAAAUCAAUACGCUCACGCGAAUCCGCACACGAAUCCGCACCCACAUCCUCUUCUCACACCCUCGGGACGUGCGUUCGCCCGCGGUGGGAGAGUGCAAAAUAUUUCUUCCGACCCGAUGUUGCCCUGCAUUAUGUGGUGGCCGGAUAACGAACCCCUACCCGAACAAGGUCAAAUCAGGCCCCCGGGGCUGGCCAGUGCAGCUCAUCCGCCUAUUUUGAAUACAGGCAACAAAGGCCCGAUCGCUCAUCAACCUGGCGACUGGAUUUGCAAGAAAUGCAACUAUUUGAACUGGCGGCGGAGAAAGGUGUGCCAGACUUGUUUGCCAUAUGCAGAAGGCAACGGUGACUCGAUCUCUGCAGCCGUGCAGGCUGAGCGCAUCGCGUUACUGACGUCGGUGUUGGCGACGACGCAACUGGACGACCCCUCAGCGUGCCCUAGCCCAAAUCCCGCAUCAUCGUCUGCGGCUUUCGACUUGAAGGCGUCUCCCCCAUGGCUCCCACUUCCCCCAUCCCUGUCUCGCCAAUCAACUUCCCCUACCUCCGCGUCUAGUACCCCGCUUUUCUCACCAUCAACAACCUUGACGUUCGGCGGAACUCGCUCGCAGGCCAUGACGCCAUCCGCGUAUGAGCAGCAGCUUCUCCUCGAUGGCCCUGGCUUCAAUCAGUUGAAAGUUCGCGGCCCGGUCCACCGAUCGCGCUCGUUCUUGGAGUUGUCGACACAGAGACAACAGACACAGCCGGUGGACCGUCCGAUCUACCAGACUGGUGGCGCGGGUCCCCGUGUUGCACCCCAGAAUGCUCAAUACCAAACGCAGCUCUCGUCUCCGGCGUCCCAGUAUUACGCGCAGCUCCAGGUCCAGUCGCCGGCCCCAAUUCUCCUCCCCUCGUUCCUUCAAAAUAUGGUGCAUUCGCCAGUCCAGUCGCCCACCAGCACGUCCUCGUUGUCUCUGGACGAUGAAGCCGAGGCUCGCAAUGUGACCGUCUUCGGGAGAGGAAGGAACCCCAGUGCCGAGUCUUCUGGGACCAUGAUGUCCUCGUCUUCAGCGUCCUCAACGUCUUCUCCUACUUCGUCGUCGUCUUCGUCACCGUCGCAUUUGUCGGUCAAGAACAUCUGGCAGCUGGACGGUGAGGAGUCGAAGUCUCUGUCCCCCUUUGUACUUUCGCACCACUCGAAGCUGGCGAGCAGCAGGAAGAGCAGCUUGGAGCACAUUCAUGCUUAA
This is a messenger RNA of Pleurotus ostreatus (oyster mushroom), 2703 nucleotides long. RefSeq lists its product as uncharacterized. Gene Ontology annotation, biological process: regulation of DNA-templated transcription. The transcript is spliced from 9 exons. The record is from RefSeq and is a predicted model, not a curated record. The coding region runs from base 1 to 2703 and encodes 900 amino acids. NCBI's taxonomy places the organism in Eukaryota, Fungi, Basidiomycota, Agaricomycetes, Agaricales, Pleurotaceae. Gene Ontology annotation, molecular function: RNA binding; transcription coregulator activity. Gene Ontology annotation, cellular component: nucleus.